This is a messenger RNA of Diatraea saccharalis (sugarcane borer), 1303 nucleotides long. The record is from the annotation of a GenBank genome assembly. Lineage: Eukaryota; Metazoa; Arthropoda; Insecta; Lepidoptera; Crambidae.
AGGAUUGUAAUGUUGUAAUUAAACUCGAUAUAAUGUUAAUUUUAUAAUAAAACUAAAUCAUAUUUUUAACAACAAAUAUGGGCGAAGAAAAACCGGUUGAAGAUAAAUUAAUACAAACCAUUGGUGAAUUUGGAAAAUGGCAGUUCCUUUUGGUGCUUCUUUUAUGUGUACCUGCAAAGUUGUCCGCUACUUGGACAUUACUGGGAAUAAUAUUCUUGGCACCGAAUACUCAAUUCAGAUGCGUAGAAAGAGCCAAUUCAACUCGGGAUAUAUCUAAUAACACGUGUUACAGUGACUGUAGCAAAUAUGAUUAUGUUACGGAUUUUGAAAUUACAAUAAUUUCACAAUGGGAUCUCGUGUGCGAGAGAGCUUGGAUGGUAAAUUUUUCUCAGACGGUUUUAAUGAUUGGUGUACUGUUAGGCAGUAUUUUCUUUGGAUUUGUGGCUGACAGGUUUGGAAGACGACCGGCUAUAUUAUUUGCAAGCAUCAUACAACUUACAUUAAGUUUAUCAAUUUCGUUUAGCCCCAAUUACUGGGUAUUCACAGCCAUCAGACUGUUUUUGGGAGCAUCGACAGCGGGCUUAAUGGCGGUGACGUUCGUUUUGACAGUUGAAAUUAUAGGGUCGAAGAAAAGAGAGAUUGUGACCACUUUUUACCAUUUGCCAUUCGCAGUGGGCCAGAUGAUACUACCACUUUUCUCGUACUAUUUGAGGAGCUGGAAGAGAUUUAGUUUCGGUUUGGGCUUAACAAAUUUGAUUUUUCUCCUAAACAUAUUUUUGUUAUCGGAAUCACCAAAGUGGCUAAUAUCUAUGGGAAGAUUGAAAGAAGCAAGUAAGAUUAUGAAAAAAGUAGCAAAAUUGUAAGUGAAUUUUUAUUUCUUUAGUUUCACAAUUUUAUGGCGUUAUUUAAUUAUGAAACACUUUACAGUCUUUUUAUUUAUUUAGCAAUAAUUUGAAGUUAGACAAUGACACGUUAGAAAUUGCCACAAAUAUUUCAAGAGAACAAUCGAUGCAAUGUGGAAGGAAUGAGACUACUACAGUGACUUAUUUGGUAUUUUUCACUCAUCCUACGUUAAGAUUGCGGAAUCUGUGUUCAUGCAUUGCCUGGUUCUGUCUGGGGAUAAGCCUCUAUGGAGGCAGUCAAUACAUCGGUCAAACUAGUAGUAAUGUAUUUCUAAGCAUCAUGUUGGCAGGAGCACUGCAGGUGAUUAAUAGCUGUUGACAUUAAAUAUGUAGUAAUUAAUUUAAAACAUUCUACCCAUACUUUAUGUGCAAACAAAGAAUGAGCCGAUAUCAAAUGCAAU